Otolemur garnettii (small-eared galago) is the source of this 451-nucleotide messenger RNA. Its product is annotated as C-type lectin domain family 4 member A-like. NCBI's taxonomy places the organism in Eukaryota, Metazoa, Chordata, Mammalia, Primates, Galagidae. The record is from RefSeq and is a predicted model, not a curated record. Bases 1 to 438 code for a protein of 145 amino acids. The transcript has 4 exons.
AUGAGACUCAGCACCCUACAAGAAAAAGUCUGGAGCUGUUGUCCAAAGGGGUGGAAGUCACUUAGUUCCAAAUGCUACUUUAUUUCUCCUGAAUCAAGAUAUUGGAACGAAAGUCAGAAGAACUGCUCUGGAAUGCAGGCUCACUUGCUGGUGAUCAACACCAAGGAAGAGCAGGAUUUCAUCACACAAAAUCUGAAUGAACAGUUUGCUUAUUUUGUGGGGUUGUCAAAACCAGAGAGUCAGAGAUCUUGGCAGUGGGUCGAUCAGACACCGUACAAUGAGAGUGCCGCAUUCUGGCAUACAGGUGAGCCAAAUAAUCCCAAAGAGCGUUGUGUUACGAUAAAUUCUCGCAAGCCACCUUCAGCAUGGGGCUGGAAUGACGCUCCUUGUGAUCAUCCUCUAAAGUCUGUUUGUGAGAUGAUGAAGAUCUACUUAUGAAUCAAACAUUCUU